GAAAUUUUGUUCCCAUGUGUUUGUUCGUGCAAGAAAGUUGAUAUCUGCUUUCUCAAGGCAUACUGUGAAGACAACUUAAUCCUAAUCCAACUUAGGUCAAUAGCUAAGAAAAAUCUUUUAAAAAGUUGGUACUAUUAUCCAUGAUAAAUAUGAUAGAUGUGUCAAUAAUAAAUGUAGAUAACAAAGUUACAAAAAAGAAUCUCAUCUAGAAGCAUAACAAAUAGCUUCCUACAAACAACAAACAAAUAUCUUGCAGAUGAAACAAAAGCCCAGUACAGCUACAAGAGACAAGAAAACAAUGCAAGCAUGGUAAAAGAAAGAGUGAAUAUAAAUAUAAUUAACACAGUACACGAGUGCCUAUAAAAAUAAAGGAUCACUAUUUUUUCCUAGUAUCCUACUUUUCUUUUAAAAUUAACCUCAACCGAAGAUAGAGAUUAAAUAAAAAUGCAAGAAGGGGAAGGUAGAAAAAAAAAAUCAUGCAUGCACUAAUAUUGCAAAAUAAUGCAGUAGGAGCAGUGUGUCCUUGUGUCAUUGUCACAUUAUACUUUGAUAGCCAUUCAUCUUUGCCUGCACACUUUGCUCCCCAACAGAGUGCACACCCCCAAGUACUUUCUUGGCGUUUUCUCCCUUCUUUUUUUUCAUGCCCCACACUCAAUUCUUCUUUCUCUCCUUCCAAGUCUCAAAUCCCUUCAAUCCUUCAAUUCAAGUUUCAAGCACUUCUACUUCCUUCUCUCAAUGGAUGCAAAACCUCCUCAACUUGCUUCACAACCUUUGAACUAUCAGACAUGGUUCUUGAAAGUUUCCAUCCACUGUGAAGGUUGCAGGAGGAAAGUAAAGAAAGUUCUGAAGAGCAUUGACGGUGUUUUCACUGCAACAAUAGACCAACAGCAGCAGAAAGUAACAGUCACCGGAAGUGUUGGUGUAGAGAUCCUUCUCAGGAAACUGAUCAGAGCCGGAAAACACGCCGAGAUAUGGCCGGAGAAUCUCAACCUCGACGACGAAAGAAUCGCCGGCAAAGGGAAGAAAAAGAAGAAGAAGAAGAAGAAUGAAGCAAGAGAACCACAGAGCUUGGAAAACAAGGGAGCUGAAAAAAAUGCUACUACCACUGCCAAGUGUAGCAGUGUGAACAAGAGCAGCAACAACUCGCCGGAAAAGUCCCCCUCCGGUGACCAUGUUCCGGCGGAGGGUGGUGGUUCUGGUAAGAAGAAGAAAAAGAAAGUUCAGAGUAGUUUGAGUUCAGCAGCAGCAGAAUCUACUGGUGCACCUGCACACACUGGAUUGCAGUUUGAGGAUCUUGUGGGCCAGGUGAAUGUGAGCCCUCCACGUCAGCAAUCGUUGUCGUUCCCAGAAACUGGUUACUAUCCUCCGAUGGUUAAUGUUGCAGCUUAUAACAGAUUUUAUCCUUCUUAUUAUUUCUAUGUUCCAUCUUCACCCUACACGUGUGCUGGUCUAGACCAUGAUGGUCAUUAUCAAUUUCAAUCACCACCGUUGGUUUCCUUUGAGAUCUUCAGUGAUGAAAAUGCUAAUGGCUGUUAUGUUAUGUGAAGACUUAUAAGUAAAGACUAAAGAGAAUGUUGUACCAUGGACAUUAUUAUUAUUAUUAUUAUUAUGGCCUAGAUAGUUUGACAUUGAUAUUUUUGUG
Molecule: messenger RNA, 1642 nt
Organism: Glycine soja
Lineage: Eukaryota; Viridiplantae; Streptophyta; Magnoliopsida; Fabales; Fabaceae
Product: heavy metal-associated isoprenylated plant protein 35-like
Exons: 3
Coding region: 736-1545 (269 amino acids)
Molecular function (GO): metal ion binding
Source: RefSeq, a predicted model, not a curated record